This is a messenger RNA of Sorex fumeus (smoky shrew), 5244 nucleotides long. RefSeq names its product Rho GTPase activating protein 35 (gene ARHGAP35). Lineage: Eukaryota; Metazoa; Chordata; Mammalia; Eulipotyphla; Soricidae. Gene Ontology annotation, molecular function: GTPase activity; GTP binding. The transcript has 7 exons. The coding region runs from base 624 to 5126 and encodes 1500 amino acids. The record is from RefSeq and is a predicted model, not a curated record. Gene Ontology annotation, biological process: signal transduction.
CGGGCACGCACGGGGCAGGCCCCUCGCGGCGCGCGCCUCAGGGGCCGUUAUCCCGCGGGCCACGCACGCGCAGCAGUGAGGGGGCGCGCGCGCGGGAGCGGCGGCCGCAGGAAGGAGGCGCCGCCGCCGCCGCCAUUGCGAGCAGGCGGCAGGCGGGGAGCGCGCGAGGCCGGUCCGCCCGCCCCCCGGCGCCCGCCCCUCCCCCCCGUCCCCUCCCCGCCCCCCGCCCCGAGGGAGCGCCGCGGCCGGCGGGAGGAGGAGGUGGAGGAGGCGGAGGAGGGAGCCCGCGAGGGAGGGUCCGCCCGGCCCCCCGCCGCCGCCACCGCCGCCUCAGCCGCCUCAGCCGCCUCAGCCGCCGCCGCGGGACGACGAGCCGCAGAAACAUGGCGCCGGGGCCGCCGUCGCCGCGGCCGGGAUCCCCGCGGCCCGGGCCGCGCUGAGGGCGCCCCGCCGGAAGAAAUGUUGGCUCUCUGGCGAUGAGAAGUGGCCAGAACUGACCCCGUCCUAGUGAAGCUACACAAUGGGCAGCCGGCCCCCACUGAUGGUGUCAGCGAGCCGGUGGGGCCCCUGGGGAACACGAGUCUGAUCCCGGACGUGGCCGACUGCGGCAGGAUGUGUCGACAAUGAUGAUGGCAAGAAAGCAAGAUGUCCGCAUCCCCACCUACAACAUCAGCGUGGUGGGCUUGUCCGGGACCGAGAAGGAGAAGGGCCAGUGCGGCAUUGGGAAGUCUUGUCUGUGCAACCGUUUUGUGCGCCCGAGUGCCGAUGAGUUCCACCUGGACCACACUUCGGUGCUCAGCACCAGUGACUUCGGGGGGCGGGUGGUCAAUAAUGACCACUUUCUCUACUGGGGCGAAGUUGGCCGCUCCCUGGAGGACUGUGUGGAGUGUAAGAUGCAUGUGGUGGAGCAGACUGAGUUCAUCGACGAUCAGACCUUCCAGCCGCACCGCAGCACGGCCCUGCAGCCCUACAUCAAGCGUGCGGCUGCGACCAAGCUCGCAUCGGCCGAGAAACUCAUGUACUUUUGCACUGACCAGCUGGGGCUGGAACAGGACUUUGAGCAGAAGCAGAUGCCGGAUGGGAAGCUGCUGAUCGACGGCUUCCUCCUGGGCAUCGACGUCAGUCGGGGCAUGAACCGGAGCUUCGACGACCAGCUCAAGUUCGUCUCCAACCUCUACAAUCAGCUUGCAAAAACCAAGAAGCCCAUCGUGGUGGUCCUGACCAAGUGUGAUGAGGGCGUGGAGCGGUACAUUCGCGACGCACACACUUUUGCCUUAAGCAAAAAGAACCUCCAGGUCGUGGAGACCUCGGCCCGGUCCAACGUGAACGUGGACUUGGCUUUUGGCACCUUGGUGCAGCUCAUCGACAAGAGCCGGGGGAAGACGAAGAUCAUCCCGUACUUCGAGGCCCUCAAGCAGCAGAGCCAGCAGAUUGCCACGGCCAAAGACAAAUAUGAGUGGCUGGUGAGCCGCAUUGUGAAGAGCCACAACGAGAACUGGGCAAGCGUCAGCCGCAAGAUGCAGGCCUCCCCCGAGUACCAGGACUAUGUCUACCUGGAGGGCACCCAGAAGGCCAAGAAGCUCUUCCUGCAGCAUGUCCAGCGCCUGAAGCAUGAGCACAUUGAACGAAGGCGGAAGCUCUACCUGGCUGCCCUGCCACUGGCCUUUGAGGCGCUGAUCCCCAGCCUCGAGGAGAUCGACCAUCUGAGCUGCAGCAAGGCCAAGAAGCUGCUAGAAACCAAGCCUGACUUCCUGAAGUGGUUUGUGGUGCUGGAGGAGACCCCAUGGGAUGCCACCAGCCACAUCGACAACAUGGAGAACGAGCGCGUCCCUUUCGACCUGAUGGACACGGUGCCUGCCGAGCAGCUGUUCGAGAGCCACCUGGAGAAGCUGCGCAACGAGAGGAAACGGGCUGAGAUGCGGAGGGCGUUCAAGGAGAACCUGGAGACAUCGCCCUUCAUCACGCCCGGCAAGCCCUGGGAGGAGGCCCGCAGCUUCAUCAUGAAUGAGGACUUCUACCAGUGGCUGGAAGAGUCCGUCUACAUGGAUAUCUACGGUAAACACCAGAAGCAGAUCAUUGACAAGGCGAAGGAGGAGUUCCAGGAACUGCUUCUGGAGUACUCAGAGCUGUUCUACGAGCUCGAGCUGGACGCGAAGCCCAGCAAGGAGAAGAUGGGAGUCAUCCAGGAUGUACUAGGGGAGGAGCAGCGAUUCAAAGCACUGCAGAAGCUCCAGGCAGAGCGGGACGCCCUCAUCCUGAAGCACAUCCACUUUGUGUACCACCCCACGAAGGAGACAUGUCCCAGCUGCCCCGCCUGCGUGGACGCCAAGAUUGAGCACCUGAUCAGCUCCAGGUUUAUCCGCCCCUCCGACCGGAAUCAGAAAAACUCCCUCUCUGACUCCAACAUCGAUCGGAUCAAUCUGGUCAUCCUGGGCAAAGAUGGCCUCGCUCGAGAGUUGGCCAAUGAGAUCCGUGCACUCUGCACAAAUGAUGAUAAGUACGUGAUCGAUGGGAAAAUGUAUGAGCUCUCACUGAGGCCCAUUGAGGGCAAUGUCCGGCUCCCCGUGAACUCCUUCCAGACCCCGACCUUCCAGCCCCAUGGCUGCCUCUGCCUUUACAACUCCAAGGAGUCACUGUCCUAUGUGGUGGAGAGCAUCGAGAAGAGCCGGGAGUCCACCCUGGGCCGGCGGGAGAACCACUUGGUCCAUCUCCCCCUGACACUGAUUUUGGUGAACAAGAGAGGCGACCCCAGUGGUGAGACUCUGCACAGCCUGAUCCAGCAAGGCCAGCAGAUUGCCAGCAAGCUGCAGUGCGUCUUCCUGGACCCAGCUUCUGCUGGCAUCAGUUACGGCCGCAAUAUCAAUGAGAAGCAGAUCAGCCAAGUGCUGAAAGGCCUCCUGGACUCCAAGCGGAACUUAAACUUGGUCAGUUCCACAGCGAGCAUCAAGGAUCUGGCGGACGUGGACCUGCGGAUCGUCAUGUGUCUGAUGUGUGGGGACCCUUCCAGCGCUGACGACAUCCUCUCCCCGGUCCUGCAGUCUCAGACCUGUCAGUCGGCCCAGUGUGGAAGCCACAACUCUGUGUUACUUGAACUGCCCGUUGGGCCGCACCGGAAGCGCAUUGAACUGUCAGUCCUUUCGUACCAUUCCUCGUUCAGCAUCCGGAAGAGCCGGCUGGUCCACGGGUACAUUGUUUUUUACUCCGCCAAACGGAAGGCCUCUCUGGCUAUGCUACGUGCCUUUCUGUGUGAGGUGCAGGACAUCAUCCCCGUGCAGCUGGUGGCCCUCACAGGCGGGGCUCUUGAUGUCCUUGACAAUGACCUCAGCCGGGAGCAGCUGAGUGAGGGGGAGGAGAUCGCGCAGGAGAUUGAUGGGCGGUUCACGAGCAUCCCCUGUAGCCAGCCCCAGCAUCGGCUGGAGCUCUUCCACCCCUUCUUCAAGGACGUGGUGGACAAGAAGAACAUCAUUGAAGCGGCACACAUGUACGACAAUGUUGCUGAGGCCUGCAGCACCGCCGAGGAGGUGUUCAACUCGCCCCGUGCUGGCUCGCCCCUCUGCAACUCGAACCUGCAGGACUCGGAAGAGGACCUCGAGCCCCCUUCUUACAGCCUGUUCCGGGAAGACGCGUCCCUGCCGUCCCUGUGCAAAGACCACUCAAAGCUCUCCAUGGAGCUAGAGGGCAACGACGGGCUGUCUUUCCUCGUGAGCAGCUUUGAGAGCAAACUCAACAACAAAGUACCUCCACCAGUCAGACCAAAGCCUCCCGUCCAUUUCGAUAUCACCAAGGGGGACCUGUCCUACCUAGACCAAGGCCACCGAGAGAGCCAGAGGAAGUCCGUGUCGUCCAGCACCUGGCUCCCUCCUGAUGGCUUUGAUCCUUCUGACUAUGCUGAGCCCAUCGAUGCGGUGGUCAAGCCCCGGAAUGAAGAAGAGAACAUCUACUCAGUGCCCCAUGACAGCACCCAGGGUAAGAUCAUCACCAUUCGGAAUAUCAACAAGGCCCAGUCCAAUGGCAGUGGGAACGGUUCUGACAGUGAGAUGGAUACCAGCUCCUUGGAGCGCGGCCGCAAGGUCUCCAUCGUGAGCAAGCCCGUGCUGUACAGGACGAGAUGCAGCCGGCUCGGGAGGUUUGCUAGUUACCGGACCAGCUUCAGCGUGGGCAGCGACGAUGAACUGGGGCCCAUCCGGAAGAAAGAGGAGGACCAGGCUUCCCAGGGCUUCAAGGGGGACAGCACCGUCAUUCCUUACGAGACUGACGAAGACCCCAGGAGGAGGAACAUUCUCCGCAGCCUGCGAAGGAACACUAAGAAACCAAAGCCUAAACCUCGGCCAUCCAUCACAAAGGCAACCUGGGAGAGCAACUAUUUUGGAGUGCCCUUGACCACUGUGGUGACUCCGGAGAAGCCCAUCCCUGUCUUCAUCGAGAGAUGUAUCGAGUACAUUGAGGCCACAGGACUGAGCACUGAAGGCAUUUACCGGGUGAGCGGGAACAAGUCGGAGAUGGAGAGUCUGCAGAGACAGUUCGACCAAGACCACAACCUGGACUUGGCCGAGAAGGACUUCACUGUCAACACCGUGGCCGGCGCCAUGAAGAGCUUUUUCUCCGAACUGCCCGAGCCCUUGGUCCCCUACGGCAUGCAGAGCGACCUGGUGGAGGCGCACAAGAUCAACGACCGUGAGCAGAAGCUGCACGCACUCAAGGAUGUGCUCCGGCGCUUCCCGCGCGAGAACCACGAGGUCUUCAAGUAUGUCAUCUCGCACCUCAACAAGGUCAGCCACAACAACAAGGUGAACCUGAUGACCAGCGAGAACCUAUCCAUCUGCUUCUGGCCCACGCUCAUGCGGCCCGACUUCAGCACCAUGGACGCGCUGACGGCCACGCGCACCUACCAGACAAUCAUCGAGCUCUUCAUCCAGCAGUGCCCCUUCUUCUUCUACAACCGGCCCAUCAGCGAGGCCCCCGGCGCCGCGCCCAGCUCCCCGUCAGCCCUGGCCGCCGCCGUGCCCUUCCUCACGUCCACCCCGGUCACCAGCCAGCCCUCCCCACCCCAGUCCCCGCCGCCCACCCCGCAGUCCCCGCUGCAGCCCCUGCUCCCCACGCAGCUGCAAGCCGAGCACACGCUGUGAGCCCCGGGACUGGUGGGCGCGGCGAGGUAGGGUGGGGGGCCGCCCCGGGAUUGGGCGCCCCGCAGGACUGAAGGGCCGGUCCCAGGUGCGCACCCCGCUCCCCACCCACUGGACAGAG